Messenger RNA from Ctenopharyngodon idella (grass carp), 1457 nucleotides. It is a transcript of the gene il17a/f1, whose product is annotated as interleukin 17a/f1. Gene Ontology annotation, cellular component: extracellular region. Lineage: Eukaryota; Metazoa; Chordata; Actinopteri; Cypriniformes; Xenocyprididae. Gene Ontology annotation, biological process: inflammatory response. The coding region runs from base 749 to 1231 and encodes 160 amino acids. The transcript is spliced from 3 exons. Gene Ontology annotation, molecular function: cytokine activity. The record is from RefSeq and is a predicted model, not a curated record.
AUAUGGAUGGAACGUGUCCAUAGUUCUGACAUCGGUGACUCCAUAAAUCCACUAAAAUUCACCAGUUGGUGAAAAUUUAUUGGAAAAAUGGCUCAGAAGAUUGACGUUAGAUCUGAGGAAAUCUCUUGAAUUUGCAUUUGUUUGGAGGUACAUAUAUUGUUAUCUUAUGUAAUGAAAGAAAAUACAGCAUUUUUUAUAUUUACAGCAUUUUUCAUAUUUAAAACAUGUAUGACUUUUUUUUUUUUUUUGUGGAAUAAGAUUUUUUUCUUAAAUACAAUGAAUGUCAAUGGGGUCCAAACGUUAGUGGAACAUAUCAAUAGUUCUGCUAUGACAUCAAUGACUUCAUACAUCUACUAAAAUUCACUUUGGGUCCAGAAAAAAACAAAAAAACAAGCCUCAGAAAGGUGAUUUCCAGAAGAAAAUGCUUAUAUCGCAUCUUAGAAUGAAACAGAACACUGUAUGCUUUUGGAUAAAAUUGUGAAGUCUAUAGGUACAUCAUAUUGUUUAAAACACAAAGCAUAUACUGUGAUAUACUCAAUACCGAAAAGCAUUUUUGCUGACACAUUGAAUAUGACGACAUAAAAUACCAUCAAAGGCUAAAAUUCAUCACAGGAAACGCACCUACACCACUGCGAAUGCACGAACAGGCCUCUCUAUAUAAACUGCACUUACCACUGCAAAUGUAGAACAGCUAGGCAUAGGACUGACAGAAGACAUCUGAAAAGAUAAAGUCAAAACCUUGAGACAAAUGAAUGCAACAAUGUCAUCAGCGUUAAACAUCCAGGUCCUCGUGGUGGCUUGUAUGAUGGGGCUCGUUUUAAUAUCAUUUGGAGCUGAGGGGGCACCUUCGAAGCAUCUUCCGAAGAAAGGAAGCGGCCACCACAGGUCAUCAGAUGAAUCGGAUCCAUCUUCAUCAUACCGGUUGAUCUUGGAUUCUGAGUUUAAGGCGGCCAAACCGAUCCGUCCAUUAAACAACGACUCCAUCUCUCCAUGGACCUACACGUUUACGCAUGACGAGAACCUGUACCCUUCUAGCAUCGCAGAGGCGAAGUGUUCGCUGACUGGAUGUUUGAUCGAUGGCAGUGAGGAUUACCUGUCCCAACCUAUUUACACCCAAAUCAUGGUCUUGAGGAGAAUUCGAGGAGAAAAGCACAACUAUUCCUUUAGAAUUGAGUACAAAACCAUCGCAGUGGGAUGCACCUGCAUUCGUCCAUAUGUAGAACACGUUUAAAACGAGGAAUCUAAUGGAGUUACAGAUCUACUGAUGUGACAGUAUUACUAUUCUAAAACUUAAGGCUUAAGACUUAAGACUUUAUAAUUUAUUUAUAUAAUCACAUAUGUACGUGUUCGCAAAUGUAGGAUAUUUAUUUAUUUCAACUGUAUUUUUGGAUUUAUAUAUUUGAGAUUUAUUUGAUUUUUUUUUUGCUUUAUUUUGAUAUUAAAACAUUUCUGAAGAA